AUGUCGGCCGCGAGCGAGAGCUUGCUGACUGGCAUCGCCUGCGAGACCGCCCUCGACUUUCUAGGGACUGUACGCUUUUAUGCUGAUCCGCCGGGGUCGAGCAACAUCUCUGCGCUCGACCGACUCAUCUUCGAACACCACCCUCACUCGAGCGAGUCCUCCAGCCUCAACAGGGGCGAUGUCAUCGAGCUGCAAGGGCCAGCAGGCUCCGGCAAGACCCAGCUGACCUAUUUCCUUGCUCUGACUACAAUCUUGCCAUUCACCUGGGCGGUUUCGCUUGCCAAUCCCGCGAGCACUCGACCGCCCAGGGUAGACACCAUCACUUUGGGCGGCAGGAACAGAUCAGUCGCCGUCUUUGACGUCGACAAGCGCUGGUCUGCCUUGCGUCUCAAGGAGAUGGUUCGCGCGCACCUCAAGCGACGCAUAGAUGCACAUUGCGAUCUCAUACCUACCCUCUACAACGCCAGGGCCUCGUCUGACGCCACAGAGGCAAUGCUCGAGCUCGCCAUGGCACGCGUUUACAUCUUUGAGACGCGCGACACCAUUGAGCUUGCCGCCGGCCUUGCUGGCUUGCCUAGCUACGCUGAGCGGGAGCGACCGAAUGAGGAGAUCGCAAUGAUCAUCGUCGAUUCGAUCUCGUCAUGCUAUUGGCAAGAUCGAUACACCAACGAAUGUGCUUCUCGAGCUUCGCGAGAAUCUCGCAGCGAGACGGGACCAGCCACAGCGCGGCGUCCGCUCAAGGCAGAAGCGCGUGCGUUCUCCCAAGCUCUCAGAUACCUCGCGGCCGCACGUACGCGUCUCGGCGCAGUCGUCGUGCUCACCAAUGCUUCUCUGGGCGUCUACGAGCCACCACGUGAUCAGAUCGAGCCAAUGCCCGCUCCCACCGACUUCUACAGACAGCAUUUGCCGCCGCCUUAUCCGAACCCGUUCGUACGAGACGAGCAGAGGCCGGCUUUCGAUCCCGGACAGCCUUAUGCGACUAGCAACUUGCUCGAACUUACUUGCCACAUCAGCCUUCAUCUGCCCACCGUUGAUCCUGUCCCUGACGGCUUAAGCCUGCAAAAGGCCCAUGUCGAUACUCUGAGGCCCAGAUCGCUUCGACUUGCGCAACACAUUGGGAUCUUGAGGAUCCCCCAUGUCGAGCAUGGCCGCCAAAUCGGUCGCUUCAGGUUCGGUGUCCGUCCGCAUGCUACCGUGUCACUCUCCACCCGGUCCUCACCCAGUCCGCCUCCUCGCGAUGCCACAACGCCGUCCAAGGCGAACGGCAGAGGAGGUGGACAAGCUAGCACUACGCCCAGGCGGCGGACGGACUCGAUGAAGCGAAGUCUCAAGAUCACGCCUGUAGAGAGUCUGCCUAGCAGCCGGCUAACUCGUAGCGCCUCCAAGCGAGCUCAGACGGUCAAUCAGAUUUCAGAGAGCUUGCUCGAGUCGCCGUCCAACCGCAGGGGCCGCUACUUUGGCUCAAACUCAGAGGCCGGUGACCGGGAGCUCUCCUCGCAGCAGGAUGAGGAGAGCGACGCCAGCCUAGGCGACGAGGACGAUGAUCUGUCCCAUGAGGGCGAGCCCAUGGCUGCUGGCGAAGCGUCCAGAGCAGGCGAAGUAUUGAAAAAGCGCCAGCUCAAGUCCACCAACGGCGUGCCUCAUUUCGGUGCGGCUGCGUGGGAUCAGCUCAACAAGAGAGUCUCUCAGCUGCCGUCGGCUCAUCUGCCUGUUGCCUUCGAGCAUGGCUGGAUGUCCUCUGAGCAGCCCAAGAACGUCGCAAAUGGCUUCCUCUCUGUCAAUGCGCUGCUGCCCCGUCGGAGAGGCUCGAAUCAGGCCAGCUCGGAUACGGGCACCGCAUACAGCGAUACUGCCUCGGCAAAGAGCAGCAUGACGGAUGGCGCCCGAAAAGGCAAAGGCUGGCGCAUACCCGUUCGCUGGCCUCUCGUGCCGGAAGUGUGCGUGCUUGCUCUUGUCUUUGCUCUUGUGCUCCGGCAAGCCAAUGCCAGCGCGCUCAGCGCCCCCCUUGCCGUGCCGGUCUCGUUUGGACCAAUCAUCCUGCUGGUCGCAAUCGUUCCCUUCAUCGCCAUCUUGCGCCGGACCGCCCCUGUGACAUACCUGAUGGUGCCCUUCACUGACGAGCGAGGCUACCGAGAUGCAAGCGCUGCGGAUGAUGGCUUUGCAGUUGGCGCCCUCUUGCCGCCUAUGGUCGCAACGGCUGUGUUCGCGGACGCAUGCUAUCGCGGCGAGACACCGCUGCGUAAUAUUCGCGCCCUCGUCGACCAGUGGAGUGUCGCAGGCACUCAGAACGUCACUGUGACCAGCGCAAGUGAACUGCACGAAUUGCAACUGCAAGCCAGAGCCGCGCUCAUGCUAAUGAUCACCAUCAAUUCGUACAUACUCGUCUUACAUGUCUUCCUCGCAAGAACGAUUCUCAAGGUCAGCCUGCUGCCUCGGAACAAUACCAAGCGGUUCUUUGGCGCAGUCGUUGUUUCUGCCGGCGUUGGCGCACUCAUCAGUCUCGCUCUUGUGGUAGCGAGACGCUCUGGUCAUGGAUUGAUGUACAACUCACCGACAGAGACGUUUUUUUGCGCGUUUCUCUACCAGAUGUCACUCUAUACGAUAUCUCGGCUGGCAAGGCGUGGUUUCACCCUUGGCGAGCUUUCCAUCGUUUCUAGUUCUGGCGUCUCGCUAUGCCUUGAGUUCUGGCGACUGAGUGUGGCCAGAUGGCACUUCCUCGAUCGACCAAGCAUACCUGCAACUUUCCGAGAUCCGACCGCCAUCACUGCAUUCCAACACGUGCUCAUCCCUGGCGCAUUCCUCAGCGGCUUUAUCCUCUCGCCGUUGCUCAUCAUGUCGCGCCAUGUGGCUCAAAAGCCAGCUCACCGUCUGAAGUGGCCAGAAAGGCGUGAGCGAAGUCGCAGAUUGCUAGCACUUGCUGUCUUUGGAUGCUUGAUCCUCAUCGUCCUCGGUCCGCUCGCCGGCUGGACAGGCUGGGUUUUCGGUGGCGGAAUCACGUACGCGUGGGAGUGGGCAUUGCGAUAUACCAUCUUUGGCGGCGAUGGCAUCAAGGGUAUGCAUGCCGGCGAGAUCACGGGCUGGCGAAGAUGGCGACGCCUCGUACUCGUAUUCUACUGGCUUGCUGUGAUCACCGCCGCCAUCGGCGGGUGGCAGACCCGUCUUGUCCGAGCUCGGAAGGUGACAAUGGGCCGGAUGGGCUCGGCUGACGGCAAGGCGAGCAGCAAGAGCAACGUUGAGUCUGCGCGUGAAGAACGGCGCAUUCAUGUCAGCCUCGACUUGCGACGCAAGUUUUUUCACGCGCUGGCCGUCCUGCUGUUCGUGCCUGCGAUCGCCCUUGACACGUCAUUCACAUCCCUGGCAUUUUCGUUUGCAUUCGCAGUGUUCACUUUUGCCGAAUAUGCUCGCUACUUUGCGCUUUACCCGAUUGGUGCACCAAUCCACGUCUUCUUCAAUGAGUUUAUUGACAGUAAAGAUUCCGGCCCUGUCGUCGUCAGCCAUUUCUACCUACUCACUGGCUGUGCAUCAGGUGUCUGGCUGGACACUGUCGGGAUCAAGCUGUUCACGGGCGUCCUCGUACUCGGGGUUGGUGACGCGCUUGCUUCGAUCAUCGGUAGACGUGUUGGCACGGUCAGGUGGCCUGGUUCGAGCAAAACUCUGAUCGGCUCAUUCGCAUUCGUCGCUUCGACCGUUUCCGCUGCCGAGUUGCUCAAGCUCAUCGGACUUUCGCCACCGUUUUCCACGCUCAAGUAUCUGCUCGCAACCUGCUUGACUGCAUUGUUCGAAGCAACAUCUAGCCAGAACGACAACCUGACCUGUCCUAUCCUCAUGUGGUCUGCCUUGGCGGCCUUGCAACUCUAG
Molecule: messenger RNA, 3858 nt
Organism: Mixia osmundae IAM 14324
Lineage: Eukaryota; Fungi; Basidiomycota; Mixiomycetes; Mixiales; Mixiaceae
Exons: 6
Coding region: 1-3858 (1285 amino acids)
Biological process (GO): dolichyl monophosphate biosynthetic process
Cellular component (GO): endoplasmic reticulum membrane
Molecular function (GO): dolichol kinase activity
Source: RefSeq, a predicted model, not a curated record